Messenger RNA from Nymphaea colorata (pocket water lily), 2905 nucleotides. RefSeq names its product probable LRR receptor-like serine/threonine-protein kinase At1g05700. The transcript is spliced from 13 exons. Bases 153 to 2795 code for a protein of 880 amino acids. The record is from RefSeq and is a predicted model, not a curated record. Gene Ontology annotation, biological process: protein phosphorylation. Lineage: Eukaryota; Viridiplantae; Streptophyta; Magnoliopsida; Nymphaeales; Nymphaeaceae. Gene Ontology annotation, molecular function: protein binding; ATP binding; protein kinase activity.
UUGACGCCUUAAUUACGGAGAACGCUUGCCUCAAGAGAAAAACAUCAACCGGACUUCUCUAGUCUCUCCUCGCAAAGUUUGCCGGUGAAGAAGGCUGGUUCAGCUUCUGAAAUGGCCAGAGCAUAGGUACUUGUAUUUGCAGUGCAGUGAAGAUGGCAAGCUUCCCCUUCCUUUUUGGCUUAUGCAUUGCAGUUCAAAUUAUCUCCGGAUUUGCUGGCACAAUGUUUUUGAGCAUUGACUGUGGAGGAACAGCCAACAGCACCGACGAGUUGGGCACCAAUUGGGUGGUCGACGACGGUUACAUCAUGACAGGCAAAUCUGCGAAGGUCCAGGUUACCAAUACAUACGCCCAAGAAGAUCAGACCCUCCGUUACUUUCCCUUCCAAAAGAAAAGCUGCUACGUCAUCCCAGGCGUGGCGAGGGGAAGGAAGCACAUGGUAAGGACAUCCUUCUUCUAUGGCAACUAUGACGGAAAGUCGUCGCCACCAUCCUUCGAUCUUCAGUUUGAUGGCAACCCUUGGUUGACCGUGGAGACUUCAUCCAGCGAGUCCUACUAUCAUGAAGUAAUAUAUGCACCCAAGAGAGACAACAUCAGCGUCUGUGUUGCUCAGACGUCGCCCGACCGGAUACCCUUCAUCUCCACUCUCGAAAUUAGGGAACUGGAGACGGGCAUGUACCAAACGAACAGCGAAGAAGACGUUCUCCUAUGGAGGAACCGGACGGCCUUCGGAGCGAAGGAUUUUGUAAGGUAUCCGGAUGACCCUUAUGAUCGUUACUGGCAUCCAGGUGCAAUCGAUGGCACAAUUAGUGUGACAAUUGGAGAUAAUACGAGCUCCAUCCAGAACUCGAGAGACAUACCGGGAAAGGCGUUGGUCCAUGCAAUAACACCAGCAUCGAGCAAUGCGACGACUCUCAUCGUCACCCCCUCUUCCGACAUUUCCCUGGAUAAUGCUGCCUAUUACUACAUUUUCUACUUCUCGGAAGUGUCACAGGCUGCUUCUCAAAAAAAAAGCAGGUCAUUCGAUUUCCUGGUUGAUGGCAUCAAGCGGAACAACGAUCCAAUCAUCCCUCCUUACUGGUCAUAUGUAACCGACUACAACCAUGGUCGUAAUCUGACUGCUGGAUCCGUCAUUUCCUUGGUCAACACACUAGAUGCAUCGCUUCCUCCCAUCCUCAACGCCAUGGAGCUUUUCAAACUCAAGACAGGCCUUGCUGACGGAACUAGCAGAAGUGAUGUGAACACGUUGCAGGUGUUACAGGGUCAAUAUCAACACCUCCAGUCAUGGGCAGGUGAUCCAUGCCUUCCCGCAGGUUCCACUUGGGAUUGGCUCAACUGCAAUACUGACGAUCUACCACGCAUUACAGAACUGCACCUUAGCGGGUCAGGCUUGAACGGCGCCCUUCCAGACUUCAGCGGCCUGUCUGCGCUGGAGAUAAUUGAUCUGAGUAACAACAGCUUGAACGGUCAGAUCCCAGAGUUCUUAGGGAGAUUUCCUUCGUUGAAAGAACUGAACCUGGCAGAAAAUAAUUUCACUGGACCUCUACCCACAUCACUAGCUGGCAACAAGAAACUUAGAAUAAAUACAAAGGGAAACAACAUCAGUGACGACAAUCCAAGUCCACCCCCGGGACAUGGCGAAAGAAAUAUGAAGCCGAUCAUUGUUGGAGUAUCAGUUGGCUCAGUUAUCUUAUUUCUAUUGCUAGUUGGUUGUGUUAUCUAUGCACGCCUUCGAAGCCAACAUCCUAGGCCAUCAGUGUUCGAGGACAAUGUAGAGAACCAGGUGAAGCAACCAGCUGGUUCCAUUCAGUUGGGGCCAAACCAUGCAUUCACCUAUGAAGAGAUUGUAAAGAUCACAAGAAACUUUGAAAUCCUUAUUGGCAAUGGAGGAUCUGGUUCUGUUUAUUAUGGACGCCUUAAAAAUAGCAAUGAAGUUGCAGUCAAGGUAUUGAAGGAUUUUCAACAACGAGGAUCUAAAGAAUUUGUCGUAGAGGUCAAGUUACUAAUGACAGUGCAUCACAAAAACCUUGUCUCAUUUGUUGGAUUUUGUGAUGAAGGCACAAAUAUGAUUGUCCUUUAUGAGUACAUGCAUAAUGGAAGCUUAAGAGACAUCUUAUCAGGAAAAAGAACAGCAGCAGAACCUUUAACAUGGAAGAGACGGUUGCAAAUUGCUUUGGAUGUUGCAAUGGGUUUGGAUUAUCUACACUCAGGUUGCCAACCUGCCAUUAUCCACAGAGAUAUAAAAAGCACAAACAUUCUUCUAAAUGAACGACUAGAAGCCAAAGUAGCAGAUUUUGGAAUUUCGAAGGCUGUUGAGAGGACUCAAAUAUCAACAAUGAUUGUUGGCACACCUGGAUAUAUUGAUCCUGAAUACUCAGAAAUAAGCAUUCUCACCAAAAAAAGUGAUGUUUAUAGCUUUGGUGUGGUUCUUUUUGAGCUCAUGUCUGGUCAGGGAGCCAUAUUUAGCCAUCCUGAGCAGCAUUUUCAUAUUGUUGAAUGGGCAACAUCAAAAAUUGUGAGGGGCAACAUAGAGAACAUUAUUGACCCAAGGAUUAAAGAGCAGCAAAUGAGUUCUAUGUGGAAGGUUGCUGAUAUAGCCAUAGCAUGUACUGCACGCAGAUCCAUUGACCGACCAAACAUGUAUAAUAUUCUGAAGGACUUGAAUGAGGCAAUGGAGAUGGUGACUGGUUACCAAGCACUUGAUGUUUCAGUGACAGAAGUGAUGACUACUUCCGCAUAUUCACCUGAAACACCUAUCGUAUGUGCAAAUCGCCCAAAACAUCCAUUAGCAAGAUAGAAAAUUGUCUUGAUGUCAACAUCAUAACAGAUGAGACAAAGCUUCAUUGAAACAUCAGUCAAUUUCUUGCAAAGUUGAAAUGUAUGCCAAGCUAAGUUGCUUAGUUUUUU